This is a messenger RNA of Varanus komodoensis (Komodo dragon), 3570 nucleotides long. It is a transcript of the gene FAM222A, whose product is annotated as family with sequence similarity 222 member A. The record is from RefSeq and is a predicted model, not a curated record. The transcript is spliced from 3 exons. NCBI's taxonomy places the organism in Eukaryota, Metazoa, Chordata, Lepidosauria, Squamata, Varanidae. Bases 271 to 1599 code for a protein of 442 amino acids.
GCCGCCAGCUGGCCGGAAAGCGACGCGAGACUGCUUCGGGGGCUCAGCCGUCGCCGCCUGCACGCAGCCCGGAUUUUGGCCUUUCUGCUGCUUGCGGCCGCUCGGGAUCUUCGGCGCGUUCCUCCACCCCGCUUUCCCUGCAUGGCUCCAAGGACGAGGCGGGCGAGCCCGUUCAUGGCCGGGGCGCCCUGAAGACGGAGGAGGCCGAGCGGAUUAAAGGAGCACCUGGAUGAGCGUUGACUCCGCGUGAACCCUGCCGGCACCACCAGAAUGUUGGCCUGCCUGCAGAGGACCCAGAACCCGCCGAGCCAGCGCCUGGCCUGCCUGAACAAGGCCCUGGAGCCGCGCAAGGGUGAGACGAUGCCCCCCGAGCACUCCCCGCGGUACCCCAGCCCGGCCGAGCUGGACGCCUACGCACAGAAGGUGGCCAACAGCCCCCUCUCCAUCAAGAUCUUCCCCACCAACAUCCGGGUCCCGCAGCACAGGCACCUCAGCCGGACGGUGAACGGGUACGACACGACGGGCCAGCGCUACAGCCCCUACCCCGCGCACGCCGGCAGCUACCAGGGCCUGCUGGCCGUCGUGAAGGCCUCGGGCAAGGGCGGCGUGGUGAAGAGCGCCGAGGGCAAGCGGGCCAAGAUGUCCCCGUCCCACGUGGCGGCCGCCCCUUACCCGCCGACGAGCACUUUAGCCCUGGGGCCCUCCUGCGCGGCCCAGCUGAGCUACCACGGCGCCCCGAAGCAGAUGGAGGCCCCCGUGCCCGCCAGCCUCUCCGUGCCCGCCCCGGGGCUCCCGCACGCCGGCCGGGGCCUGGCGCUGGCCCAGCCCAACCUGCCCUCCAUCCAGAACAUCCUCUUCCAGCUCAAUCAGCAGUGCCAGGCCCAGGCCGGCCCGGGGGGGCCGCCCAGCCCCGCCAAGCACGGCGCGGCCACCGGCUUCGCCGCCAUGGCCACGGUGGGGGCCACGGUGGCCUACGCGGGCGCCGUGCUGCCCGAGUGCCGCAAGGGGGCCGAGCUGGUGGCGGGCGCCAACCUGGCCGCGGGGCUGGGGGGGCCCAAGCCCGGCCUCUACCCCGACGGCAUGGACUACCUGCUCUGGCAGCAGAAGCAGCCGCCGCCGCAGCCGUUGCGGGCCUACAGCGCGGGCAGCGGGGGCGGCGGCGCCGUCAGCAAGUCGCCCGAGGCCUGCGCGGGGCUGCUGCGCGCCUUCCCCGGGGCGGGCACCGGCGACAAGGUGAGCUCGUCGCCCUUGAACUGCGCCGGCAUGCACGGGAACUUCUCGGUGGGGCAGUACUUCGCGCCGCCCUGGAACAGCAUCUUGGUCACCCCGAACAGCGACUGCUACAACCCGCCCGAGCUGGCCCACGGGCCCCGCGAGCCGGGCCCGCACCCCUCCGAGGGGCUGCCCAGCCUGCCCAGCAAGACCCUGUGCAACGCCUCGGUGCUCAGCAGCAGUCUGCAGUCGCUGGAGUACCUCAUCAACGACAUCCGCCCGCCCUGCAUCAAGGAGCAGAUGCUGGGCAAGGGCUACGAGACCGUCUCCGUGCCGCGGCUCCUGGACCACCAGCACGCCCACAUCCGCCUGCCCGUCUACAGAUAAGGGCGCCACCCCCCCCCGCACGGCCGGGGCGGGCCGGGGCACGGGGCGGCACCGGCGAGGGGCUCGGAUCGCGUGGCGCCGGCGUGCCCCGGGCUGCCCGGCACGGGGGGCGCGCCUCUGCCGGCGCAGAAGUCUUGCUCUGGUUUCUGAGAAUGUGAACGGGGAGGUGCUGCCCGGUGUUGCUGCUAACCCAGGGAGAGGCCUUGCGCCGCGAGCGAGCCGGAGCGGAGCUUGGUGGGCGCCGUGUGUGCCUGCCGCCCCGGCUGGAGGCGCCUGUGGGGCAGCCACCCCCUCCUGGGGGAGCCUCUGUCCGGCGUGGGGUUCCCCCGGGAGGCCAAGGCCCCGUGGCUGGGCUGGGGGAUCUGGCCCCCGCCCGCGUGGAUCCAGGUGGCUCGGCGGCGUGGCUUUCCCUGCUUUCUAGUUGAAGUCUGUAACUUGCACUGUCCUGAUUUAAAGCUAAUAAUAGGGGAGAGGAGAGCGUGGAGGCUAUUUAAGGAAGGAAAAGAAAACACUUGAAAACUUGAAGCAACUUUUUCGUUUUAGUUGAGCUCACUGUACAUUUCUGUGUUUGGCUGCUACACAGUGGAUUCCCUCUGCUUUGGCAGAGCCCCGGGUGAUGGUUGCUUUUGGAAUUAAAACCUUAUGUUUUAUUAUUAAUAUUAUUAUUAAUCAUCAUCAUCAUUAUUUUAAUGGCAAUUUCAUGGCCUCUGUGUGUGCGCGAGUGAGUGAGUGUGUGAGAGAAGGCUAGGUAAUUUUGCUAGAGAAGUCUCUCCAAGCUGGCACCAUUCAGAUGUGCUGGACUAAGGUUCCUUUCGUCCACAUCUGGCACGGCCAACAAAAGUGGCUGUCCAGCACGUCUGGGGGCGCCAGGUUGGGGCAAACGGAAAGGUCAUCCUGGGAGGAGACCCGUUUCCCCCUCGCUUCGCCCUUCGGCCGCCCUCCACGGCCCCCACGGCCGUUCCCCACAGCAGCUGGCCGCAGGUGCCGAGCCUGAGAAGGCCGGUAGGUGGGCGGCCGGGAAGGGCGUCUGAUUUACCUCUGAAACGUUACGAGCAGAAGACUUUGUUCUUUUUGGUUCUGUUCUUCAAGGAGCUAAAACCUGGACGGACCCGCGACCUCCCGGUCGGCCGAACGCAACCUCUCUCGCGUGCUUCCCCCCCGUGUGGCCAGUUGUUCUUGGAAUUCAGCUUAGCCCAAAUGCAAACUAGGUUGAACAGACGGGGCGGGGAGGAGGCGGGGGUUUCUGGGGUGCUGGUAGAGAGCGGGAGAUGCGCCGGAGGGGGAGCGCUCAAUCGCUGAUCCGGCCGGUGGAAGCGGGCUGUGCCCAUCACGCCUCGCCCCGCGGUGUGCAGGACGGUGCGGAUCCUGAGACGAAGACGCGUGUCGUGCUCCGCUGUAGCUUUGCUCUGUUCUAGAGACGGUUUCCCGGUGAGGAACGCAGAACCCUCUUGAAUGAGCCUGGUGUUUUCCAAGGGCCCCCCACCCAUUUCAGGAUGUAACGUUUUGCAUACUUUAAUUUUCUCUCUUAAAAAAGCUCUUGAAAACCAUUUCUUUUGCUCUGCUAUUCAGCCCAUGCAAUUAUGCAUUUAAUAGAUUUUAUUCAAGGGAUCUGCUUUGCAGGAAUUACAGAAUUCCCCCUCCCCACUCCUUGAAAAAGAGAGCGAGUGGGGAGCUGGCCCAUCCAUCCGAGUGAUUGUGCUCAGAUAAGAGAGGUACUGUGUCCUUACCCACCUGUUCCAGCACUAAGUGCAUUUACAAGUCUCUGAGAAUGUGUUUUUAUAUGAAAAAGCGACCAUUAUAUUCUACUGUGAGAAGUGCACCCUGCACUAUAUUGUUUUAAAAAUGAGAGAAAACAAAAAGAUAGAAAAAAAACAGCAAACGGUGUCUCUGGAUGUUGUCUUUCUUUUUUCUCUCCCUCUCUCCCCUUUCCCCACCUCACCAAAAAGAAAUUAAACCUGGGCUUUCACUGGA